Messenger RNA from Pimephales promelas (fathead minnow), 2464 nucleotides. NCBI's taxonomy places the organism in Eukaryota, Metazoa, Chordata, Actinopteri, Cypriniformes, Leuciscidae. The record is from RefSeq and is a predicted model, not a curated record.
GUUGACGUUUUGUCUCAGUGUAUUGUUUUAGAGUAUACCGAUUGCCGUGGCUUUUUGCAAUUUUUUAAGGGUUGAAUUUUAGUCCAUUAGAUGUCGCUGUACAAUUUACAGUAGUAUCAGGUUACCGAUGUUUGUUUCCGACUCACGUGGUUUCAUACCAAAGCGAUGCCAGGAGGAGGAAAGGGGAAAGACAGAUGCAGGGAACAGGGGUGCUGCUGUCUGCGACUAGAGCCCAGAAAGAGUUUGGGCAGUGAUGUCCUGAGGUCUCAGGGGGAUUUUGAGUUCUUCAUCAGCUCAAACUCAGUGCAGUCAGCAUGAGCUCGUUUGCUGGACGCAUGAAGGAAUAUCCCACCAUCUCCCUGGAUCGAUUUGACAGGGAGAAUUUGCACGCCAGAGCUUAUUUCCUCUCUCACUGCCAUAAAGAUCACAUGAAAGGGUUGAAAGGACCUUUCCUGAAGAGAAAACUGAAGUUAAGUUUAACAGUGAAGCUGUACUGCUCAUUUGUCACAAAGGAGCUCCUGCUUAGUAACCCAAAAUAUGCAUUCUGGGAAGAUCACAUUGUGCCCCUGGAGCUGGACAGUCCAACGCACAUAUCUCUGACAGAUGAAACCACUGGAGAGUCAGAGGAUGUUGUUGUAACUCUGCUCACAGCGGGACACUGUCCAGGAUCGGUCAUGUUUCUGUUUGAGGGUGCUCAGGGUACAGUGCUCUACACAGGGGACUUCAGACUCGCUGUCGGAGAUGCUGCACGAAUGGAGUACUUGCACUCUGGAAACAGGGUAAAAGACAUUAAGAGUGUGUAUAUCGAUACCACAUUCUUUGAUCCUAAGUACUAUCAGAUCCCUAGCAGGGAGGCUUGUUUAACAGGGAUAAGACAGCUGAUCCAGGACUGGAUCUGUCAAAGUCCGUACCAUGUGGUUUGGUUAAACUGUAAGGCAGCGUAUGGUUACGAGUACCUCUUUACCAACUUGGGACAAGAGUUCAGCUCACAGGUUUUUUUCUAUUUCUUUACAACUAAUUCGUUCUGCCUAGUUUUGAAAACAUUAACAGUUUAUCUACUACAGAUACAUGUGAACAGCUUGGAAAUGUUCAAAAAAAUGCCUGAAAUUCUGUGUCACGUGACCACCAACCGGGCAACGCAGAUCCACGCUUGUAGGCACCCCAGGGAUGAGGAGUUCUUCAGGGCGAACAGGUUACCGUGCGGCACCACGUCUCCAGGUGGCAUUCCUCUGAACAUUAUCAGCAUCAAACCCUCAACAAUAUGGUUUGGAGAACGGACCAGAAAGACCUCCGUCAUUGCCAAGAUGGGGAGCAGUUCCUACAGAGCAUGCUUUUCUUUUCAUUCCUCUUACUUGGAAGUUAAGGACUUUCUAUCCUACAUUGGUCCUGUUAACAUCUACCCUAAUGUCAUUCCAUUGGGCAAGACACUGGAAGACGUCACAGAUCUGUUGAAGCCAUUGUGUAGAAAACUUACUGAAAGAGACGAGAUGGUCUACAAACCGCUUGGAGCCCUUAAAAGAACCAGAAAGAGAUGCACAUCAGAAGGUUCAGAGAGUAACGACGACUUGUUUGAUGAGGUUUCUACGGCUCCGAGGUGGCGGAAGACGAGAGUGGUUGAUCUGACCAUUAGUGCACAACCAUGUAAUCCUAAUAAAGAUUCUCACGAUACAGACCAAAUGUACUCCCUCAUACAGACCUGUCCCUCCGCACACUCAGCCAAUUACAUGGACUGCACCGAAUCAAAUGAUGACGAUGACGACGAAGAUGAUCCUGAGCAAUCUCCUGUACCUCACCCAUCUGGUCUUGCUCCUCCAUCUUGCACAGAAAUGCCAUGCUCAAAACUGACUCGUUUGGACCCGUCCCAAUCCAAAGCUGCCCAGCCUUGUUGGGAAAAGUUCUUCACGGCAGAACCGGUGUUGACGGACGAGAGCGAGUUGGAUAACAGUCAGAACAGCCACAAAACAGCCACCGAAAACACAACGUCCCAAUCGCCUGAGCUGUUUCAGGAUGAAGACGAGGAUGACAAGAGCUCCGUUCACAUGACUUCCUCUCAGUCCACUCAUAUAUCAGAUGCAGGAAUGGAGAGCCUCAGUCAAAUGGACACCGUUCUUGUCCAAGUGGAUGAAAGUAAAGCCGUUAUUUGUGAGCAGUGUAACCGAGAUGGGAUUGACACUGAACAGAAGACGGAAGAAGCCGUGGAGCUGAAAUCAGACUCUCAGGUGUCAUCAGAUUUUGAGCUUCCACCAACACCAGGUUCAAAAGUCCCACAGCCAGAAGACCUGAAGGACCUGUACAGGAAGUUGGCAGCAGGGGAGGAAGUGGUCAUAAGACAAAUGUAUUAAUUUCAUGUUCGUUUACUCGAGUAUUAUUUUUUGGUUUGUUGUACGACAGCUUACCUCAUGCAGUUUUGUACCUUUAUAAAUACUGAAUACUUUAAAUAAAUUCCUCAAGCAAUUGCGUACAA